This is a messenger RNA of Microthlaspi erraticum, 1158 nucleotides long. The record is from the annotation of a GenBank genome assembly. Lineage: Eukaryota; Viridiplantae; Streptophyta; Magnoliopsida; Brassicales; Brassicaceae.
AUGGAUAAGAACAGUAAUCUUCCGGAGGAUUUGAUAGAGGAGAUACUCUCUAGGGUUCCAACGAAGUCUCUGGCACGAUUCCGAGCAACAUCGAAACGAUGGAACUCUCUAUCGAAAACCGGGAGGUUUGCUAAUAAACAUUCUGCUAGUGCACCAAAGGAGUCUCUGCCUAUCAUGCUCAUUGGUUCUAGACUUUACUUAGUAAAUAUCAGUCUCCUUGGAAUGCACGGCAACGACAACGUUGCUCCAUCUGUUAAUGUAGGAUCUCAAUUCCAUCUUUACGAUCCUCGUUAUAACUCUUCACGGGUCGAUAUACGUGACGUGUUCCACUGCGACGGUCUACUGCUGUGCACCACGAAGGACCGUAGACACGUGGUUUGCAACCCAUGCUCAGGGGAAACCAAGUGGAUUAAACCGAGCAGCAGAUACAAGGAAACCGACUACUAUGCUCUCGGUUACGGUUACGAUACCAAAUCCUCCUGCAAGCAAUACAAAAUCCUGAAGGUGGAUUGUCAAGACCCUCUUAACCGUAACGAGAACGGAAUCUAUGAUCUUACCUCUGAUUCUUGGAGGAAUCUUGGUGUAGCUACGGACUGGUCUUUAGUGGCAGAGGUUCGUGGCGUGUCUGUGAAGGGAAACACUUAUUGGAUUGCUCUUGCUAUUACUUUGGACGACUUUCCUAAUUUCUUGCUAAGCUUUGAUUUUUCAACGGAGAGGUUUCAGAGUCGGUCUCUUCCUCGUCAGUUUAAGUUCUCUGAUUUUGCGGUUUUAUCAGUGGUUAGAGAAGAGAAACUCUGUCUGUUAGGUGGAGAUUCAAGAGGUUUGAAUGUUUUGGUGACAGAUAGUAUCGGAGUCAUGUCAUGGAGCAAGUUCCUGAGAAAGAUUAAUGUCCUCAAGUUGGGUAGUUGGAUGAGUUUCUUGGUCGACGAGGAGAACAAAGUUGUAGUGUGUUGCAAGAAGUACCCGGAUUCCAACAGAGAGCUGUGCAUUGUGGGAGAAGAUAAAUACGCAUUGGUGGAUCAUUAUGGUGGAGAUUUAGAUCCGACAUGUAGACCAAAGUCUUCCCAAGUUCUUAUGAGUUAUGUUCCAAGUUUGGCUCAAAUCCAACAAACUCCACUUCUUCCUGGACACAAAAGGAAAAGAACCAAGCAUGUUUGA